Molecule: messenger RNA, 1128 nt
Organism: Rhopalosiphum padi (bird cherry-oat aphid)
Lineage: Eukaryota; Metazoa; Arthropoda; Insecta; Hemiptera; Aphididae
Product: lachesin-like
Exons: 3
Coding region: 146-496 (116 amino acids)
Source: RefSeq, a predicted model, not a curated record
AGGCAAUGUCUUACACUUUCGUAAUGUAACAAAAGACGACCGUGGAAUUUAUCUCUGCGAUGCGGUGAAUAGUGUUGGCAAAGGUGUACGGCACAUUGUCGACUUUCGUGUAGAAUUUGCCCCAGUCAUAACGGCUUCGAAAAUCAUGUAUACUCAUAGUGAUCCUUCGAAGCAAGACAUGGAUGUCCAAUGUCUUGUAGAAGCUUAUCCAGCUCCGAAAAUUGAUUGGCUAUAUAAUGGAGUUAUACUAAUCGGCGAUAACAACAAAAGAUUCAGAAUUAUGGAAAAGGCCACUGAACACCAGCUUACCUUUUCGUCUUUAAAUUUUCUCAAAAUUGAUUAUGAUCGAUACGGCAAGUACUCAUGUAAAGCUCGGAACACAAUCGGUACAGCUGAAGUCACAGUUAUUGAAACACCGUGCCAAAACCCAAAGUGUGAUACAAAACGCAAUCGUCCGGAGCAUAUACCCAAUUUCUAUGGUUUACCUUUUGAAUAAUUAUACUUCGCAAUAAUUAUAAUAAUAUAUAUAAUAUAAUAUAUUUACAUUAUUUUUAAUAAUAUUAAAUUUUAGAGAUAAUGAAUUCUAAUAAUGUCAAUUUAAAUGGUAUAAUUUGUAUAAUUAUCUCUCGGCAGGCCAAACAUUUGGGUACUAAAUGAGGUUAUUUAGAUAUAAAUAAUUGUCUGGUGUAAACCACAUUUUAAUUUACACAAAUAAAAGUUACACAUUUUUUAUGAUAUUAUAAUGCUAUUUACUACAAUUCAUCGUACAUUAAAUGUCGCCUAUAAUCAGUGAUAAUGGCCAACUUGUGGAGCAUUUUCAUCAGCUCUACUGUUCAAUUAUUACACAGGCCGGUAUAUGCUAACAAUUUAUUGUACUUGGUGCGUACCCAAGAAAUUUUAUUUGAGUAGUAUUUUCAUAUCAUUAAAAUAAUAUAGACGGCGUGUGAUGGUACUACUAGCUCUCUGUCAUAACAGCGCGGGCCCUAGAAAUUAUUUCAGUUUCACUUGUAUGUAUUUAGUCCUUCUAAAAAAUUUGAAUUCAACAACUUUUCACACUUCAUUUUUUUAUCUAGUUUCUUACUUUUAUUUUCUAAGUGCUCUACGUUUUUAUGCUGUACACAAUUUUUU